This is a messenger RNA of Sceloporus undulatus (fence lizard), 7067 nucleotides long. It is a transcript of the gene PKP3, whose product is annotated as plakophilin 3. Gene Ontology annotation, cellular component: nucleus; cytoplasm; adherens junction. Lineage: Eukaryota; Metazoa; Chordata; Lepidosauria; Squamata; Phrynosomatidae. Gene Ontology annotation, molecular function: cadherin binding. The transcript is spliced from 14 exons. Gene Ontology annotation, biological process: cell-cell junction assembly; cell-cell adhesion. The coding region runs from base 79 to 2760 and encodes 893 amino acids. The record is from RefSeq and is a predicted model, not a curated record.
AGAUAGACAAGCACAUGCAUUCUUCAAAGAAAACAUCCACAUUUUGUUACAGUCAGAGGAAGAAGAGAAGGAAGAGGAAUGGGUGCGAGAGAAAAGUUUACGGUACUCAGGGUGACCAGAAGGCCUAGCCACCAAGGAGGACAAGGCACCACAAAAUGGAGGACAUUCAAGACAAAUGCAGGACAUGGCCAUAUAAAAGCUACAAAACACUCCUCUAAAUAUAAAUCCAUGCUUCUUAGUCCUGUUCAAAAUGGAGGACAUUAUGGAAUUUCUCCAGGACAGAAGCCGGAGGAUGGCGUGUGCUCCCUGGCGCUGCCCUCGGACCAGCAGCUGGACAGGAAGCAGCAGCAGCCGGAGGCCCAGGAGCAGCACCAGGAGGAGCGGGAGAGCCAGCUGCUGCUCAAGAGCGCCCGCGUCCAGGAGCAGGUCCGCCUCCGCAUGCUCCAGAAGAACGGAGGCCAGGCCCCCCUCGACUACCCCCGACACCUCCAAGGUGGAAGUCCCUCCAAUGGCCAGUACAGCACUCUGCAGUUCAGUUCCAGGUCCCAGACAAAUGGCACAGACCACAAGGGCUCUCUAUACCAGCCAAUCCCAAAGAAAGGUUACAGUACCAUGAAGUCUACCAGCUGGUCCUCCCGCUCAGCAGUGGAUCUUAGGCCCAGUAAGAGGGUGGCUGCUGUCAGCAAUGGUGUUGGGCCAACAGGCCCAGUUUAUGGCACAAAUUACACCCUGUCUCAAGCUGCCAAUUCCAUCACCCGCCCCAGGUCUUUCCAUGAGCGGAACUACCGGGCCCGUCAGAACUAUGACACCAUGUCCCUGCACUCUUUGCGCUUGGUGGAUGGGCCGGGCAGUCCUGGAGGUGUAGACGAUCACUACAGCAUCAUGUCAGAGCAGCUGGAUCCACUUGCUCAGGCCACUCUCUACAAAAACAGAGGAGGAGGAGGCUUCAGCAGAUCAUACACCUUUGAAAGGCAGAUGAGUGCUGGUUCCAAUGCUGUCCCAAAAGGACCUGUUGACUGGAUGGAUGGGGUGGAGGCGCCCCAGAAUAGGACUGUCAUCCGUGCACCAGCCAUGCGCACAUUGCAGCGCUUUCAGAGCAACAACCGCUCCCGCUUCAGCACUGGCUCCUACACAGGCCUCCAGGCUUCUCAGGGAGUAGUUGGAAACUCCUACACAGGAGUUGUGGAACGUAGUUCCCGGGCCCCUUCUGUGCGCAGCUUGGCUGAAUCCAACCACCAUUUGCAAGACCUGCGAGCCAUUGACAUGUACGAUGGCCACAAUACACUGAUGACCCAGCGGUCCUUCUCUGGCGGGUUUGAUGACAUUGAUCUUCCAUCUGCAGUGAAAUACCUGAUGGCCAGUGACCCUAACCUGCAGGUUCUUGGGGCUGCCUAUAUUCAGCAUAAGUGUUAUAGUGACAACGAUGCCAAAAAACAGGCUCGUAGUCUCCAAGCAGUGCCCAAGUUAGUGAAGCUCUUCAACAACUCCAACCAAGAGGUGCAGCGCCAUGCCACUGGUGCCAUGCGCAAUCUCAUCUAUGACAAUGCUGAAAACAAACUGGCCCUGGUGGAGGAGAAUGGCAUCUUUGAACUAAUGCGCACGUUGCAUGAGCAGGAUGAUGAACUGCGCAAGAAUGUUACAGGCAUCCUCUGGAAUCUGUCUUCCAGUGAUAAUCUCAAGGACCGCCUGGCCCGUGACACCCUGGAACAGCUGACCGACCUGGUUUUGACCCCACUGUCUGGCUCUGGCAGUGCUGCCAUUAUCCAGCAAAAUGCCUCUGAGGCAGAAAUCUUCUACAAUGCUACCGGCUUCCUCAGGAAUCUCAGCUCUGCUAGCCAGCAAACCCGGCAGAAGAUGCGUGAGUGUCAUGGCCUGGUGGACUCCAUGGUCAACUAUAUCAAUCGCUCACUGGAAGUGGGAAAGUCAGAAGACAAGAGUGUGGAGAAUGCUGUCUGUGUACUGCGCAACCUUUCCUACCGCCUCUAUGAUGAGAUGCCGCCUUCCUCACUCCAGCGGUUAGAAGGCCAUAAGAGGAGUGAUGGAGCUACCAUGACCAGUGAGCUGGUAGGCUGCUUCAGCCCACAAAGCAGGAGGGCCCGAGAGCUCCACAUGAACUCAGAUAUUGUGACUUUUACAGAAGUUUCUAAAGAUCCCAAGGGAAUGGAAUGGCUCUGGAACCCUCAGAUUAUUGGAGUCUACAACCGGCUGCUUCAGAGAUGUGAGCUUAACAAGCACACCACAGAGGCAGCUGCGGGGGCUCUUCAGAACGUCACAGCAGGAGACAGAAGGUGGGCAGGUGUUCUCAGCAGAGUGGCUUUGGAGCAAGAGAGAAUUCUCAACCCGGUAUUGGACAGAGUCCGCACAGCAGACCAUCACCAGCUUCGCUCACUAACGGGUCUGAUUCGCAAUCUGUCCCGGAAUGCACGCAACAAAGAUGAGAUGUCAACCAAGGUGGUGAGCCAUUUGAUUGAGAAGCUCCCAGGCAGCCCUGGAGACAAGUGGCCUCCAACAGAUGUGGUUGUCAACAUUAUUGCAGUGCUGAAUAACCUGGUAGUGGAAAGCCCGAUUGCUGCCCGUGAUAUUGUCUAUUUUGAUGGCCUGCGGAAGCUCUUCUACAUCAAGAAGAAGAGGGACAGCUCAGAGAGUGAGAAGUCUUCCAGAGCUGCUACCAGCCUCCUGACCAACAUGUGGCAGUACAGCAAGCUUCAUCGGGACUAUAAAACGAAGGGCUAUCGAAGAGAGGACUUCAUAGGUUUGUAAAGAAAAGAGCACACAGAAAAUGGGACUGUUCAGGUCUAAUUCUUCUCCAUAAAAUGUGUCUAUGAAGCUCCAUUAUGGACUGUGGCCUUUACAUCAUGAAACUCUUUCCUUGCAGUGCCUUUUUAUAUGUAUAUAUAGAACUCAGCCCAGUUUGUCUGAUGUGCCUUAUUUUUGCACUCUUUUUUUUGUUUCUUUUUCAAGGCUCUUUAAAUCUCAUUUUCCUCUUGGCCAUUUUCCGUAUCUUAUAAAGGUAUUCCUUAACUCUAAAGAGGCGAGUCAACAUCCAAGCAAAUUUUCAGGACUCCUCCAGAGUCUGCAUGAAACUCUCAUUAUUCACAUCUUGUACUGAAUGUCCAUGGACUGCUAUGUUUCUUCGGAAUUUGUGGAUGCUGAUGUCACAGCAGGAUUUCCAGGCUUGUUCAAGAUACUGAAGAAAAGCCUCCCAGGGUGCUUGAGUCAUCCCUGGCUACUUCCAUAUGUUUUAGUGUGUGCCUCUUGUUCUCAUCUCCGAAUACUCUUGUUACCAAUUGCUCAUGCCACCCACACAUCCUAUAGACCCUUAGAAAGGAAUGGCUUGCUUUUAAUUUUAAAGAAUUUAGGAUAUCUUAUGAGGAAUGGAUAAUGGUAAGCUUAUACAUGGGAUAGUAAUAAAAGUCCACUUGUUUCUAGUGGCAUUGGGUCAAUGCUGGUGAAACUUUCUAGACUCAUGCAAAGUUACACUGACCAAGAGGUCGGUACCCUGCUUUGCAGUGUAGAUCCAUGCAGAGCUGUGGGUUGGGGAUCACUUUAUAUGGACCGCAACUUACAAUCCACAAAUGUGAUUUUUCCAUCCUCAAGCUCUUUAGUGGAGAUAGGUGGUGGGCUUUUUCAUUCACUUAGUUUAUUAGGUCAGAAGCAAUGGGGGUUGUGAAGACAGAAUUAUCUGAAGCGACACACCAAUUAGCUCUAAUUCUCAUUAGUUUAUAGAGAGUCAGAAAAUCAAGAGUGGAGAAUCUCAGCCCCUGGGGUGGAAUCUGGCCCUCCUGCGAUCCCAGUCCAGCCCUUCUUCAUGCUACCUUCAUCUUUCCAGCUUUUGUAUGAGACUUUCCCCAUUCUAAAAGGUGGAUAUGUUUAAGUUGAAAUAUGUUAUUUUUGUUGCUAUGUUUUUCCACAAUCCACUACUAGAAUGUAUUCCUGAGAAUUUAUCUGAACUACCUCUUGGGGUGAAAGACUUCACCACUCUUACUAUAAAAUAUGGGGAGAGCAAUUGUGGAAAAGGUGUACUGGCUGCCUUAGAACCUGCUUUCUAAAACAGCAUCCUCAAGUUGGCUUUUGGCCAGUCUUGAGGUGGUUUGUAUAUUAUUUUCACUUCUCUCUCUGCAGGUAAGAGUAUCUUAGUGGAUGUGAAGUACCUGGGAUUGGUUCAUAUUGAAAUAUAUUUAAAUAUAGAGCAAAGUUAUACAUUUUGGUCCAAAUUAUUAACCUAGAGAUUCAUUGUUGCAUUCAAAGUUAUGUCUCUCAAUUUUCAGCAUCUCCAACAGCACCGAUGGUCACCUUGUUAGAUAAAGGAGAAUCCUUUGUUAAAGGGAAUAGUCUCCAUAGGUGUGGAAACCUUAUUUUGUAGAGGAAAGCAUCUUUUGUGAGCCUCAGGUAGAAAUCUUAAUAGUAUGUCACUGUGUUUAUACUUAGCAUUUUCCUCUGAUACAGCAGGAAAGAAUCGAGCUAUUUAUCAGAAACAGAACUUGUAGGAGGAACAAAGACUGGCUCUGUGAGAUUUGUGGGAUGAGUAUUAGAACAGACACAUCUUGUUAGUUAGAGGAUACCUAAAAGCCACAAAGCUGUGUUUGUAUGUAUUAAAGGAAGAUCCUGCAUAGCUAAUACCUGUCAUUACUUGUUGCUAUUAAGAAAAAGCAAAUCAAGCAAGGAACAACAUGACUGGAUUUUAAAAAACCAAACAAACCAUAGAAUAGUAGUGCACACAUUGGACAGCUUAAUAAAAGAAGACAUAGUACCAAACACAAGAGUUAAACAUCCAGUAAGAGGCAAGUUGUUUUUGUUGCUUUAUUAACCACUUUACUAGACUGCCCCUUCAGAGUACUGGGACAAAGGGACAUUGCCACAAAGAAAUUGCUGGGAUGGCAGCAAGUCAACAUAGUUUCACUUAUGCCCCAUGUUGUGGCCUCCAGAUUCUGACACUAGUAGUGUCACUACAAACCAUGUGCAUUAUUACUUGUAGAAAGCAGUAUUGGUGUGCCUUAGUUUCCCAACUCACCUUCCUCCACUAAAAGCCAUUGACAAGAUUUCUCCACUUUAAUAGUUGAACUCUUGACUGUACUGCCUUUCACAUAAACCAGCAGCAGCCUUGUUUUAUAUACAGUACAUAGCCCUUGGUAUCCCAUCAAAGGGAGGAAUGCAUGCAGUGCCUUUUAUGGCUGGCAUCAGGACUGGCCUUUGACUCCAAUAUUAGAAUACUGGGAUUCCCCCCCCCCUUUCUCUAAGCUGCUUUCUGCAAAUGUUAAAAUUUGGAUAUAUGUAGCAAAGAUUUGGGGUCAUAUUUUGGUCAGUCACAAUGGGGAGCCAAUAUGGUUUCAAGCGGCAACAAAAGCAAGUUGCCCUGUAUAUACUGUAUGAUAGAAUAGCCUCCUGUAGACCUAUAGGGGUUUGUGUGCAAUUUGGGGGGGGGAUUAGGUAGUGUUUUUUUCUGGUAAAGAUGCUUUCCCCUAAUAGAUCUUAACUUGUAGGCCCCCCUUGCUUGCAUAGGUCCUUGAAAAUUAGAACUGGGUGACUGAUGCACAGAAACUGAAAAAGGAAGAGGUGUUGUUGUUAUUGCUUAGCACCCGACAGCUUCCUUUUGAAACCAUCGGCUUGAAAUAUCUCCCACCAGUUUCCAUAACACCUGACCCUCACCUGAUUUUUGCAGCUUACCCUGUGCAUAGAAAACAAGGAUGCAGUUUUCCUUAAUUCCUCGGUUAAGAAAGAGGUCCUUGUUGGUGUACCUUGUAAGUACACCCUUCCAUGGUGCUCAGUUAAGAAAUGACCACAAACUGAGUUCUCUCUUCAGAAUCAGGUCAGAGUGAGGAGGGAUUAAGAAAGAUGCAACAAAUCCACUAUGGUGAAUGAGAACAAAUAGUUCCACAAAUUCAGCAGGUACACAAAAUUACUACUAAUUUGGCAGUUUGAUGCUUCUAUUGAUUCUUUAUAUAUUUAAGAAACCCAGUUUGGCUCCCCCAUAAAUCUACAUACAUCCAUUUCCUGCUUGCUAUAUAGUAACAGUUGCUACUGCAACUGCAACCCUAUCUGAGAAGUCUGUUUACUCUAUGGCUCCCAAUAUUUGGCCCUCCAGUUGUUUUGCACUUCAGUGCCCAGAAAUCCCAGCAUGCCAGAGAGCUGAAGUACAAAAAAACUUGGGAGGUUAAAAUCUUAAAACCUGCUGUUCUAUCACUCAAAAAGAAAAGUUGACCAUCCAAUGAAGACAACCUAUGGUGCAGCUUACAGAUAAAAUGUCAUUAUGAUCAAAAACCAUCAUGAACAAAGCAAAUAAGUACUGUUUGCUUCUAUGAAUGCAAGUCUCAUAGGAAUAGAGUGCACUGUUUUAAAACAUGUCUGUGUUGGAGGAAAUAUUUGGCCCAGAAAUCUUUACAGCAUUGCAGUUAACUUUGCUUUAUGAGAGCUUGAAGCAUGGAAAGAUAGGGUGGUAUCUGUUAGUGAUAUAUGUAGACAUGAGCCCACACGAGCCUGAAUAUAUAAUAUAUAUAUAUAAAGAGAGAGAGAGAGAGAGAGAGAGAUCUGUUUGGAGGUUAAUCUUCCCUUUCUCCCUCCAUAACAACCAAAGACCCCCUGCCCAAGUGACUAUACAGCUAGUGUAAACAAGAAAUAUGCAUUCCCCCAGCUAUUACCCCAUUGUAAGUCCCAGAAUCUCCAGACUAUUGGCUAUGCUGACUAGGGCAGCUGGUACCUGUAGUUGUACAUGAUGUACCUGCUACUUGAAUAGAUGCAGUGGGACAUGGGCCACCUGUUGCUUUAGAAGACAGCAUUUGGAGUGGUUUAGCUUUCCUCAUGCUUACACCACAAUGCACAUUGGCAAAAUCUGCCUUCUAUUAGAGGUAAAAGAGUACUGUCCUUUGUAUCUGUUUACUUCAUGAAUUCAAAUGGAUAAAUCUUGUUCUGGGUGUGAACUGUGUAUGAUCAGACACAGAGGGACAGUGACAGAGACCAACCUGUCGUUCAGUUUGGGCAUACUCAGCUUUGUACUCAUUUCAGUGCAUACUCUUGUACACUCAGAAGACUCUGCUGUAUUACUAAAUAAAUAUAGAUGCUUUGACCAUUGA